UGUGAAAACCUUCAACUUGAUUCAUCAUUAAUGGCGAUUUUUAGCUUAAAAAAAAAAUCAACAAUCUGCGCUGGCAGUCUUUGGCCAUCUCGCUGGAAGAACUUUAACCCGCCAACGAAUAAAUAAAACAAGCACAUCGUCCGACAGCCGACGCACUUCUGGCAGCAGUUGAGUUCAACCUGUUUGUAGACUCACAGUCAACAGUCCGAGGGGGUCAGGCGGGGUGGGUGUCGGCCAGGAGGACUCGUGAGUUGGAAACUGACAAGAUUGUCGUCGGUGGUGCCCGCUGACUCGAACGCAGGACGAUGUUGUUGCGGCGCCUGAUGUUCCUCCCAGUGUUGUCCCCGUGGAGCAGGCCAACCACUCAAAAACUCCUUCCUCGCCUUCCCGCUGUGUGGCUGGCCGGCUUCAGGACCAACUCAAGCCUCGCCGAUGUGAAGGAGCGAACUCUCAUUGCUGUCAAACCCGACGGCGUCCAGCGUCGUCUCGUGGGGCAGAUCAUCCGACGUUUUGAGCAGAGGGGCUUCAAGCUGGUGGGCCUGAAAAUGCUGCAGGUGUCCGAGGGGCUCCUUGCUCAACACUACUGUCAACUGAUGCAGAAGCCCUUCUAUUCCAGUCUGGUGGAGUACAUGACCUCUGGGCCCGUGGUUGUCAUGGUGUGGGAAGGGCACAACGUGGUCCAGUCAUCGCGCGUGAUGGUGGGAGCCACCAACCCUGCCGCGGCCCCAGCAGGCACCGUCAGAGGAGAUUUCAGCCUUCAUGUCAGCAGGAACGUGGUCCAUGCCAGUGACUCCCUGGAAGGGGCGCAAAGGGAGAUUCAGCUCUGGUUCCAGGGAAAGGAGCUCGUCGAGUGGGACUGCUGGGACCAGACGUUGACUUGUGAGAAGUAAAGAUGCGAUCGCUUCUCUCGCUGUUGGCGCCUGCUGCUUGAAAGGUCUAAAUUCACCUCAGGAAAUGUGUUUAUGCAGACCAUAAAAAAAAGUAGAGUUUUUUUUUCUCCAGUUAA
This is a messenger RNA of Hippocampus zosterae (dwarf seahorse), 1006 nucleotides long. It is a transcript of the gene nme4, whose product is annotated as NME/NM23 nucleoside diphosphate kinase 4. The record is from RefSeq and is a predicted model, not a curated record. Gene Ontology annotation, molecular function: nucleoside diphosphate kinase activity. The coding region runs from base 306 to 890 and encodes 194 amino acids. NCBI's taxonomy places the organism in Eukaryota, Metazoa, Chordata, Actinopteri, Syngnathiformes, Syngnathidae. Gene Ontology annotation, biological process: GTP biosynthetic process; CTP biosynthetic process; UTP biosynthetic process. The transcript has 5 exons.